ACACAACACACACAUAUAUAUAAUGGCAGGCUUGAAGAGGAGCAGUAAUGUGGUUGUCGUCGCCGCCGCCCUCCUCGUGGCGGUGCUGGCUCUCAUGACGGCGGCGGUGAGCGGCCAAGGCGACACCUGCAGCGCCGCGCUCGGCCGCCUCAACGUCUGUGCCGCCUUCGUGGUGCCCGGAGCGGCGUCCACCACCCCGAGCGCCGACUGCUGCGCUGCCCUCCAGGGCGUCGACCACGACUGCUUUUGCAACACCCUCCGCGUCGCCUCCCGCAUCCCCGCUCAGUGCAACCUCGCCCCCCUCUCCUGCCCCGCGAGCUAAUGGAGGGAGGGGAGUGAGACUCGAAGAAUAAUAAAGCCUAGCAUGGAGGAUCCAUUUCUUAGCCAUUAGAUAUAUGGAUCAAGUUUGGGUUUUAUUAGGACGUGUUUGGUGUCUGCUCUUACUUUGAUGACUAGUUUGUUUGUUUUCUAAAAUAAUACGGAGUAUUGUAUGUAGGGAAGUCAAAAUAUUCUGAGGUGCCAAACGGGGCAUUAUAUUGCCUGCAGCCUUUGUAUUGCGCUCAUCAGAUUAUAAAUUUCCAGUGUAAUAAUAAUGGCUCUUCAAGUUG
Cuscuta campestris is the source of this 608-nucleotide messenger RNA. The record is from the annotation of a GenBank genome assembly. Lineage: Eukaryota; Viridiplantae; Streptophyta; Magnoliopsida; Solanales; Convolvulaceae.